Amoebophrya sp. A25 is the source of this 1132-nucleotide messenger RNA. Lineage: Eukaryota; Dinophyceae; Syndiniales; Amoebophryaceae. The record is from the annotation of a GenBank genome assembly.
GAAGUAUAUGACAGUCAGAGUUCUACGAAAGUGUCGCAACGAGCGAAAUGAUCAUGGUUAGUAGAGGGGCAGAUAGUAUUCAUAUUGUUGUACAACGAGGACAUCUCAAUAUUAACCAAGUUGGAAUCUGAAUCUAGUAGAUUCUUCGUCGCUCACAUGUUGCUAGUGUAUUAUUUGAAGUUUCUUAUUGAGUAGUAGUUUUCAGUAAUUCUAUCUCAGUAAGUUUCGAUCCCAUCCCUUCCAUGCGAGUUUCCUCCUACCUUCUGGCACUACAGCAAAAAGUGCAUAGAGAUCCGCCAUUUCCAAAUCCAAUAUUUCUUGUUUAUCGGGUGUUUUGCAGCUGCAUUUGGUAUGGAUUUUUACUGUUGCUGUAUUUACUGUUGCUGUAUUUACUGUUGCUAUUUACUGUUGCUGUAUUUACUGUUGCUGUAUUUACUGUUGCUUUUUACCUUUGCCUUGUCUCUAUGGGCGUUCCAUCUGGCCCUACAGCACACAUCAAUCAUGAUCUCAUCAAUUAUCUACAGGAAGGCUCUGACUGUACCCACUGUCCUCAGCACUGCAUAACUUCAGGAAGGAGCAAGUUAUGCAGUGAUCUCAGGAGUGGGUACAAGGCCGUCCUGAAGUUACUGCACUGCAUAACUUCUCCUCAUUCCCUUAAGGGUUAACCAAUUACAUCCCCCACAACCAUUCCUCACUCUUUUUCCAGUAGGAAAGAGGUGAGGGAUGUUCUGAAGAAUGUAAUUCUGCAACCUUUAAUUCCCGUCCCCUCACAGUUUUUUCAUUCGGGCAGGGUUGUCAAACACUCCUGCGAGCUCCAGGCUUAUUUCCCAACAAGAGUGACAGCAUUCUGAAUGGAUAUUCUAUCAGGUGGUGUAUGGAUAUGGCCGACCAAUGGAUGAGGGUCGUAUCUACGUAGACAAGGCUAGGUGAGGACAUAGUCAUAGUGUACACACAAUAAACGUGUGGUUUUCAUGGUGCAAAAAAUAGGGAGAGUGUUCCUUCCUGCUAUGACCAACGAGAGAGCGAGGCGAAUUUCUGACCUGCAAGCGUAGAGGUACUAGAAGACCAAGACGGCGCAGAAUUUCUGACCCGUUACUAUUGCUGAGGCUCCUUUUUUGUUGCUGCAUCGGAU